AUGCUGGUGAUCCUGCUCAACUGUGUCACCCUGGGCAUGUUCCAGCCCUGCGAGGACGUGGAGUGCCAGUCGGAGCGCUGCACCAUCCUGGAGGCUUUUGACGACUUCAUCUUCGCUUUCUUUGCGGUGGAGAUGGUGAUCAAGAUGGUAGCCCUGGGCAUCUUCGGGCAGAAGUGUUACCUGGGCGACACCUGGAACCGCCUGGACUUCUUCAUCGUCAUGGCAGGCAUGAUGGAGUAUUCCCUGGACGGACACAACGUGAGCCUCUCCGCCAUCCGCACCGUCCGGGUCCUGCGGCCGCUGCGAGCCAUCAACAGGGUCCCAAGAUUAGAAGCACAGCAGCCUGUGCUGCUGGUGAACCACCACAAAGGCUCUGCUGUCAUGGAGAACAAAAUUGGGUUCAGCCAUGAUGGAGAGUUCAAGUGGCUCCUAAAUCCAUUUUCAAGUGGCUUCAGCUGCCUGUCUUCUAAAUCCAAUUUGAAAGACAAACCAACAAGUAUGAGGAUACUCGUCACCCUGCUCCUGGACACUCUGCCUAUGUUAGGCAACGUCCUCCUCCUGUGCUUCUUUGUCUUCUUCAUCUUCGGGAUUGUCGGCGUGCAGCUCUGGGCAGGGCUGCUCAGGAACAGGUGUUUCAUAGACAGGAACUUUGUAAUGACGUACAACCUCACCUUCCUGCAGCCCUACUACCGCACGGACGAGGCGGAGGAGAACCCCUUCAUCUGCUCCUCGCACCGGGAGAACGGCAUGCAGAAGUGCUCCAACAUCCCCAGCAGGAAGGAGUACAAGGUGGAGUGCACCCUGAGCAUAGACUCCUACACCCCGAGCUUGUACAGCCCUGACUUCAGCAGCAGGAAUGCCUGCAUCAACUGGAACCAGUACUACAACGUCUGCGUGGCUGGGGACCUCAACCCCCACAACGGAGCCAUCAACUUCGACAACAUUGGAUAUGCCUGGAUAGCAAUUUUCCAGGUCAUAACCCUGGAAGGAUGGGUUGACAUCAUGUAUUAUGUGAUGGAUGCACACUCUUUUUACAAUUUUAUAUACUUUAUAUUGCUUAUCAUAGUGGGUUCCUUCUUCAUGAUCAACUUGUGCCUGGUGGUGAUCGCCACGCAGUUCUCGGAGACGAAGCAGCGGGAGAACCAGCUGAUGCAGGAGCAGCGGGCGCGCUACCUCUCCAACGACAGCACCAUCGCCAGCUUCUCCGAGCCGGGCAGCUGCUACGAGGAGCUGCUCAAGUACCUCUGCCACAUCGCCCGCAAGGUGAAGCGCAGGACCCUGCGCCUCUACAACAACUGGCAGAGCAGGCGCCGCAAAAAGGUGAACCCCAACAGCGGGCAGGGCCAGCGGGGCAGGAAGAGGAUCGCCUCCAUCCACCACCUCAUCCACCACCACCACCACCACCACCACCACCACUACCACAUCAGCAACGGCAGCCCGCGGGGGCCGCCGCGCUCCAACCCGGAGAUCUGCGACCUGGAGCUCGAGGCGGUCAAGCCCGGGGGGCAGCUGAUGCUGCCCUCCCCCUCGGCCAAGCCGCGGGGCCCCGCUCCGGCCGCCGACGCCGAGGCCGUGCACAGCGUUUACCACGCCGACUGCCACGUCGAGGGGCCGCAGGGCGGCUGCAGGCCUCCCGCCGCCCCCGCCGGCCUCAAACUGACCUCUGGGCCGGCCAACCACGGCAGCAUGAACUACCCAACCAUCCUGCCCUCUCCCACCGGCAGAGCCAGCUCUGCCCCGGGCCCCAAAGGCAAGAGGAACGGCAGCUCGCCCGCGGCUGUGGCUAACAGCCCUGGAAGCCUGGGCGCGGAGUCCUAUGGCAAGCUGCAGCAGCUGGUAGGAGAGCAUGCGCUGCGGCGGACGCCCAGCCGGCUGUCGGGGCUGAGCGUGGCCUGCCCGCUGCCCAGCCCACCCCCUGGCACCCUGACCUGCGAGCUGCAGGACUGCCCCUUCUGCGCCAGCCUCCUGGAGGACCCCGAGCUGGCCUUCAGUGACUCCGACAGCUGCGACUCCGACGGCAACGGCGUCUACGAGUUCACGCAGGACCUGCGGCACGGCGACCACAGGGACCAGCUGCAGCAGCAGCGGGGCAGGAGGAGGAGGAAGAAGAGGAAAGCCAGGGAGAGGAACAAGGUCGCCCAGCUGUGGAAGGCCUUCGGCAGCAAGCUGAAGAGGAUCGUGGAGAGCAAAUACUUCAACCGGGGCAUCAUGAUCGCCAUCCUCGUCAACACGCUGAGCAUGGGCAUCGAGUACCACGAGCAGCCAGACGAGCUGACCAACGCCCUGGAGAUCAGCAACAUCGUCUUCACCAGCAUGUUUGCCCUGGAGAUGCUCCUGAAGCUCCUUGCCUUUGGCCUCUUUGGCUACAUCAAGAACCCAUACAACAUCUUUGACGGGAUCAUCGUUGUCAUCAGCGUGUGGGAGAUCAUUGGGCAGUCGGAUGGAGGCCUCUCGGUGCUGCGAACCUUCCGGCUGCUGCGGGUGCUGAAGCUGGUGCGGUUCAUGCCUGCCCUCCGCCGCCAGCUCGUGGUCCUGAUGAAGACAAUGGACAACGUGGCCACCUUCUGCAUGCUGCUCAUGCUCUUCAUCUUCAUCUUCAGCAUUCUUGGCAUGCAUCUUUUUGGAUGCAAGUUCAGCCUGAAAACUGAUACAGGAGACACAGUUCCAGACAGAAAGAAUUUUGAUUCCUUACUUUGGGCCAUUGUGACAGUCUUUCAGAUCCUCACUCAAGAGGACUGGAACGUGGUCCUGUACAAUGGGAUGGCCUCUACCUCCUCAUGGGCAGCACUCUACUUUGUGGCCCUGAUGACCUUUGGCAAUUAUGUGCUCUUCAACCUUCUCGUUGCCAUUCUGGUCGAAGGCUUCCAGGCAGAGGGUGAUGCCAACAGGUCAGACACAGAUGAGGACAAGACCUCUGCCAACUUUGAUGACGACUUUGAGAAGCUAAAGGACCUGCGAGCAACAGAGAUGAAGAUGUACUCCCUUGCUGUCACCCCCAACGGCCACCUGGAGGGCAGGGGCAGCAUGCCACCUCCCAUUAUCAUGCGCACCGCUGCCACACCGAUGCCCACACCGAAGUGUUCCCCACACAUGGACUCAGUGCACACCUUUGUGGACUCAAGGAGGGGGAGUAAUGCAUCCCUGGACCCCGUGAGCCACGACCAGAAGUCUUUGUCCAGCCUCCGCAGCUCCCCUUGCGCCAACUGGGGCACCAGCAGCAACUGGGGGAGCCGGCGCUCGAGCUGGAACAGCCUGGGCAGAGCCCCCAGCCUCAAGAAGAAGAACCAGUCCGGGGAGAGGGAGUCCCUGCUCUCCGGGGAGGGGAAGGGCAGCACCGACGACGACUCCGACGACGCCAAGUCCAGCACGGUCAGCAGGCACUCGCUGCACCGCCGCGCGGAGUCCCUGGACUGCCGCAGCUCCCUCGACCUGCCCGAGCUGCUCCAGCUGCCCGGCCUGCGCCCCGCGCUCGGCCCCGGCGCCCUCCUGCCCGCCGAGCACCAGGACUGCAACGGCAAAAUGCUCCACGUGCCCGGGGAGUUCCUCCUGCGCGUCGAGGGCCACAAGGAGGACGCCGCCGACUACGAGGACGACGGCGAGGACAGUUACUGCUACCGGAUCCGCAAGGCGCUGGAGCCCUACAAGCCGCAGUGGUGCAAGACUCACGAGGACUGGGCCCUCUACGUGUUCUCCCCACAGAACAGGUUCCGAGUGAUGUGCCAGAAGGUCAUUGCCCACAAAAUGUUUGACCACGUGGUGCUGGUCUUCAUAUUUCUCAACUGCAUCACUAUAGCCCUGGAGCGGCCAGACAUAGACCCCCACAGCACGGAAAGGAUAUUCCUAAGUGUCUCGAAUUACAUCUUCACUGCAAUCUUUGUGGCUGAAAUGAUGGUUAAGGUGGUAGCUCUUGGCUUUUUCUCUGGGGAGAACACCUAUCUGCAAAGCAGCUGGAAUGUCCUGGAUGGAGUCUUGGUCUUUGUUUCCAUCAUUGACAUCAUUGUCUCCAUGGCCUCAGCAGGAGGAGCCAAGAUCCUGGGUGUCCUUCGUGUUUUGAGGCUUCUGCGGACCUUGAGGCCUCUCCGAGUCAUCAGCAGAGCCCCAGGUCUGAAGCUGGUGGUGGAAACCUUGAUCUCAUCCUUGAGGCCUAUUGGGAAUAUUGUUCUCAUCUGCUGUGCUUUCUUCAUCAUCUUUGGAAUUCUGGGAGUCCAGCUUUUUAAAGGCAAGUUCUACUACUGUGAUGGGCCUGACGUGAAGAACAUCACCACCAAGGCAGACUGCACCAACGCUCACUACCGAUGGGUGCGCAGGAAGUACAACUUCGACAACCUGGGGCAGGCCCUCAUGUCCUUGUUUGUCCUCUCCUCCAAGGAUGGCUGGGUGAACAUCAUGUAUGAUGGCCUGGAUGCUGUGGGUAUUGACCAACAGCCCAUCCAGAACCAUAACCCUUGGAUGCUUCUCUACUUCAUCUCCUUCCUGCUCAUCGUCAGCUUCUUCGUGCUCAACAUGUUUGUGGGGGUGGUGGUGGAGAACUUCCACAAGUGCCGGCAGCACCAGGAGGCGGAGGAGGCGCGGCGGCGCGAGGAGAAGCGGCUGAGGCGCCUGGAGAAAAAGCGCAGGAAAGCCCAGCGCAGGCCUUACUACGCCGACUACUCCCCGGCGCGCAAGUACAUCCACAGCCUCUGCACCAGCCACUACCUCGACCUCUUCAUCACCUUCAUCAUCGGCGUCAACGUCAUCACCAUGUCCAUGGAGCACUACAACCAGCCCAAGUCCCUGGAUGAAGCCCUGAAGUACUGCAACUACGUGUUCACCAUCGUCUUUGUGUUCGAGGCCGUGCUGAAGCUGGUGGCCUUUGGCUUUCGAAGGUUCUUUAAGGACAGGUGGAACCAGCUGGAUUUGGCCAUAGUCCUCUUAUCAAUUGUGGGGAUCACCCUGGAGGAAAUUGAGAUGAACGCUGCUCUGCCCAUCAACCCCACAAUCAUCCGCAUCAUGAGGGUGCUGAGGAUAGCCAGAGUGUUGAAACUGCUUAAAAUGGCCACUGGGAUGCGAGCUCUGCUGGACACAGUGGUACAAGCACUGCCCCAGGUAGGGAACCUUGGCCUACUUUUUAUGCUCCUGUUUUUUAUCUAUGCUGCCCUGGGAGUGGAAUUGUUUGGCAAGCUGGACUGCAGUGAGGAAAACCCUUGUGAGGGUCUCAGCCGGCAUGCAACCUUCACCAACUUCGGCAUGGCCUUUCUCACCCUCUUCAGGGUGUCCACAGGGGACAACUGGAAUGGUAUCAUGAAGGACACCCUGCGGGAGUGCACCAGGGAGGACAAGCACUGCCUCAGCUACCUGCCUGUCAUAUCUCCUGUCUACUUCGUCACCUUCGUCCUCAUCGCGCAGUUCGUCCUGGUCAACGUGGUGGUGGCAGUGCUGAUGAAGCACUUGGAGGAGAGCAACAAGGAGGCCAAGGAGGACGCAGAGAUGGACGCUGAGAUCGAGCUGGAGAUGUCCAGAGGAGCGACCACCUCGGGCAGCAGUGGCAGCCGGGCUGGGGCUGUGGCCCCGGAGCGCAGAGCCCCCUGCAGGAGCCAGGAGGCCGUGAAGCCGGAGCCGGCGACGCAGGGCGCUGCAGCCUCCCUGAGGCCACAGGAGCCUCAGAACCUGCUGACCGUGCGCAAGAUCUCCGUGUCCCGCAUGCACUCCCUGCCCAACGACAGCUACAUGUUCCGGCCAGUGAUGCCAGCCAAAGCCCCCUUCCCCCUCCAUGAGGUGGAGAUGGAAACCUAUCCCUGCAAAGCCCAAAGAGGUACUGCUUGUGGAAUGUCCCCCUCCUCCUCCUAG
Messenger RNA from Dryobates pubescens (Downy woodpecker), 5826 nucleotides. RefSeq names its product calcium voltage-gated channel subunit alpha1 H (gene CACNA1H). The coding region runs from base 1 to 5826 and encodes 1941 amino acids. The record is from RefSeq and is a predicted model, not a curated record. The transcript is spliced from 32 exons. Gene Ontology annotation, cellular component: voltage-gated sodium channel complex; neuron projection; voltage-gated calcium channel complex. Gene Ontology annotation, biological process: calcium ion transmembrane transport; membrane depolarization during action potential; neuronal action potential. NCBI's taxonomy places the organism in Eukaryota, Metazoa, Chordata, Aves, Piciformes, Picidae. Gene Ontology annotation, molecular function: low voltage-gated calcium channel activity; voltage-gated sodium channel activity.